Molecule: messenger RNA, 4710 nt
Organism: Rotaria sp. Silwood2
Lineage: Eukaryota; Metazoa; Rotifera; Eurotatoria; Philodinida; Philodinidae
Source: the annotation of a GenBank genome assembly
AUGGAUGAGCAAAAUAUAUCGGGUGCGCUGUUAAAUAAUAAUCGACAAUGUUUAGUUCGUUCAGGUGAUCAACCAGAAUUAAUAACAGUUGCUGUGACCCCACAAGAUUAUUUUGAUGAUGCUGACGAAACAACUUUACAAAGAAACAAUAACGUGCUGAUGCAACAACAAAGAGCAGUUGUUGGUAGUUUUGUCAUACUUACCAUAAUAGUGGUAACCGUUGGUGUUCUAAUAGUGUGCUUGACUUCACCAAACCACCAAAAUAAACCAUGCUCAUUAGUCUUUACACCAGUAGUUGAAAAUUCAAUUGGAUAUUACUCGUAUCCACUUGCAGUAUCUGUUGGUGAUUUUAACAAUGAUACAUGGCUGGAUAUUGUUGUAGUAAACCAUGGCAUGGACAAUGUCGGUAUAUUCCUCAAUUAUGAAAAUGGCACCUUUGCUAAUCAGAAGACCUAUUCAACUGGCUUCCGUUCACAUCCUGUUUCGGUUGCAGUUGGCCACGUCAAUAAUGACUAUCGACUUGAUAUUAUUGUUGGAAAUUUCGACACUAAUAGUAUAAGUAUACUUUUUGGAUAUGGUGAUGGAACGUUUGCAAACCAAUCUGCAUUUCCAGUUGGUGCUUCUCGUCCGAAAUCGAUUGCUGUUGGCGAUUUUAAUAACGAUGGUCAUCUAGAUAUUGCUGUCGCCAAUUAUGGCACUAACAAUGUAGGUAUACUAUUAGGAUAUGGUGAUGGUUCGUUCGAAUUUCCAGUUACCUACUCCAUAGGUGGCUCUAUUCCAUAUUCAAUUGCUGUUGGUGACUUCAAUAAUGAUCAUCAAUUAGAUAUUGCAGUCACCAACUAUGAUACUCAUGGAAUCAGCAUACUUCUCGGAUAUAUAAAUGGAACUUUUGCUUCAGUCAUGACUUUUUCAACUGGUUUAGGUUCUUAUCCGUAUGGAAUUGUUAUUGGUGAUUUUAACAAUGAUAAUCAAAUGGAUAUUGUUGUUGCUAAUUCAGGUACUGAUAAUGUUGGCAUAUUUCUUGGAUAUGGAAAUGGGAGCUUUCAAAAGCAAGAAACAUAUUUCGUUAGUACCAGCUCGAGACCAUCUUAUGUAGCUAUAGGGGACUUCAACAAUGACCAUCAACUAGAUAUUGCCGUCUCUAAUACGGGUAUUUACAAUAUAAGCAUAUAUAUUGGAUAUGGAAAUGGGUCUUUUGCAACAAAGAUAACACAUUCAAUUAACUCCAAGUCAAAUCCACUUGGAAUCGCUAUUGGUGACUUCGAUAAGGAUAAUCAAUCGGAUAUUGUUGUAGCGAAUGCCGAAACAAAUAGUCUACUUUUACUUACUGACUAUGCGACAAAACCAUCCAAAACUUCAAAUACAUAUUCUACCGGAGUAGGUGCUGACUCACUUUAUAUUGUUACCGCUGACUUUAACAAUGAUAAUUAUUUGGAUCUUGCUGUUGCCAAUGGCGGAAAUAAUAAUGUCGGUAUAUUUCUUGGAAAUGGUAAUGGAAGUUUUGAAAGUCAAAUAGUAUAUCCAACUGGAGAUGACUCAAAACCAAUUAUACUUGCGAUUGCCGACAUCAACAAUGAUAACCAGUUAGAUAUUGUUGUCGCUAAUUUUCACAGUGAUAGUUUUGGUUUGCUACUUGGCUAUGGCAAUGGAACGUUUACAAACAUUCGCUUGUAUUUUCUCGGUGUAGCUGCAAGUCCAAUUUUCGUUGCUGUUGGUGAUUUUAAUAAAGACAAUCAAUUAGAUAUUGUUUUAGCUAACUAUGGUCCAAACACUAUAAGCAUAGUUCUUGGAUAUGCAAAUGACAGUUUUGGAGCUGUAACGACUUUCACAGCUAGAGAUGUUUCUCGUCCGUAUUGUAUCGCCGUGGGAGAUGUUAACAAUGACAGUAAUCUAGAUCUUGCUAUUGCGAAUGCUGGCACAGAUAGUAUAAGUAUUUUUCUUGGAUAUGGUAACGGAACUUUUGUAGCUUCAGUAACUUAUUCAACCGAAUAUACUUCAUUCCCGCAGUAUGUUUGGAUGGGUGAUCUUAACGGUGAUAAUCUACUCGACAUCGUCGUCACCAAUACCUAUGCAAGCAAUUUAGGAGUUUUUCUCGGUUAUGGAAAUGGUUCUUUCGCAAAACAAAUAACUUAUGAAACUGGUCCAGCAUCGGGUCCAUGUGCUCUCGCUCUUGGUGAUUUGAAUAGUGAUGGACAUCUCGAUAUUGCCGUUGCCAAUUUUUACGUGAACAGUGUGGGUGUAUUUCUUGGAUAUGGAAAUGGGACCUUUGCAAGUCAAAUAUCAUUUCCUACUGGCGAUAGUUCUCGUCCGACUUCAGUUACUAUUGCUGAUGUCAACAAUGAUCAUCGUCUAGAUAUCGUUUCACUGAACGGUGGCACAAAUAAUAUUGCUAUACUACUUGGACAUUCGAAUACAAAAAAUACAUAUCAAACAAUAUACACAACUCGGUCUAGCUUCCAAAAUGGCUCGAUCACUACUGGGAAUUUUCAAGAUAACUAUUUGGCAAAUUCUUCUGUUACCAGUGAGAAAACGAACGACAUCUUUACAUUACUAUUAGGAGAUUAUUAUUCUGAUUUUCAAACAGAAACAAUAUAUUCAACGGGCUCUGGUACACAUCCAUUCUCAAUUGCUGUCGGUGAUUUGAACAAUGACACGCAUUUAGAUAUGGUUGUCAUUAAUUCAGGAAAGGGAAGUAUUGAAAUACUUUUGGGAUUUAGUAAUGGAUCUUUUAAAAACGAAAUAAACUAUUCGAUUGGUCUUGAUUCACGACCACUUGAUGUGAUUCUCAUUGACUUUAAUAAUGACAAUCGUCUGGAUAUGUUUGUUAGCGACUCUAUUGGUAACAAUAUAAACAUAUUUGUGGGAUUAGGAAACGGAACUUUCGCAGUUGAAGCAGCCAUUUGGACUGGCACUGAAUCUCAGCCGAACUCAUUGGCAAGUGGCGACUUCAAUAACGAUAACCUAUUAGAUGUUGUUGUUACCAAUCAAGGGACAGAUAGUAUAGGUCUCCUGCUGGGAUUCAAGUAUUCAUCUUUUGAAAAUAAAGCAAUUUAUUCUACGGGUUAUCUUUCGUCUCCAUAUAGUGCCGCAAUUGGUGAUGUGAACAAUGACAAUCGACUUGAUAUUGUUGUCGGCAAUUAUGCCACCAGCAAUUUUGCCGUCUUUCUUGGAAACAGUGAUGGAACUUUUGUAUUGCAAACCCCUCAGAUACAUAUAACUGGAUCACAUUCCUGGGGAGUUAUUCUUGGUGAUUUUAACAAUGACAAUUAUCUAGAUAUGGCAACUGUUAACUGGGGUAUAAAUAAUAUAGCUGUGCUUCUUGGAUAUGGUAACGGGACAUUUGCAGAACCGUUAUUUUACUCAACUGGAUUCGCUUCACGUCCAGCAGCUAUCAGCUCCGGUGACUUUAAUAAUGACAAUUAUUUGGAUAUUGUCGUCACUAACUAUGCAUUGAACACAGCUGGCAUAUUUCUUGGUUACGGGAAUGGAACAUUCGAUAGCGUUAAGACAUAUUCUACAGGGAAGCUUUCUGGUCCAAGUUCAGUAACCAUCUAUGAUCUGAACAACGACAGUUACAUGGAUAUUCUUACAGCUAAUAUUAUCUCUGAUGGUAUAGGCAUACUUUUUGGAUAUGGAGAUGGAAGAUUCAAAGAUAUACAAAUUUAUGCAAGUGGCAUUGGCACCAGUCCGUAUUAUGCUGCAGCUGCAGAUUUCAACAAUGACACUAUACUAGAUAUUGCUGUUGCGUUCUACGGUACCGGCGACAUAGGUAUACUUCUUGGGUAUGAUAACGGUAAUUUUUCACCGAUAAUGACUUGUAAAACUGGUUCUAACGCAGGUGCACAACAUCUUAACUUUGGUGAUUUUAAUAAUGACAAUUAUCUUGAUAUUGCUAUCGCCAACAGCGUUACUGGUGAUGUAGGCAUUCUUUUUGGAUAUGGUAAUGGAUACUUUAUGAGUACUACACUAUAUGUGAAUGAUGCUAGUCUUGGUCCAUACUGGAUUCUUGUUGGCCAUUUUAACUCUGAUAUUAAACUGGAUCUAGCCUUUAUCGAUGCGACUGAAAAUAAUUUAUGGAUAUUACUGCAAACUGGUGAAAAGCAUUUUGGUAGUCAAAAGAUUUUGCUAAGUUAUGAAGGAUCUAAUCCGUCUUCCGCUGCUGUUGGCGAUUUCAACAACGACAAAUGUUUGGAUAUUGUGGUUGCUAAUUAUGGUACUGACAAUAUAGGUAUACUCAUAGGACAAGGUAAUGGAACUUUUGAAAAUAUGAUAACCUAUUCAACAGGGAAUGGAUCUCGGCCGUUGGCAAUAGCGUUAGGUGAUAUCAACAAUGAUUCUUUAUUAGAUAUUGUGGUGGCCAAUUCUGGGACUGACAAUAUUGGUAUUUUUUUCGGAAAUUACAAUGGAAGUUUUGCAGCAUUAAUAACAUAUUCAACUGAAAAAGGUUCACGUCCAGUAUCAGUUGCCAUAGGUGAUUUGAACAGCGAUCAAGUGUUGGAUAUCGUAGUUGCAAAUUUUGGCAGUAACAAUGUUGGUGUAUUUGAAGGAUAUGGGAAUGGAACUUUGAAAGACCAAACAACACAUUCAGUAGGAUAUGGUGGUCAUCCGAAUAAGGUCACUUUUGGAAAUUUUACUAAUAAUGAUUGGAUGGAUAUUGCUGUUGUAAACUAUGAUACGGAUACUGUAUUACUUCUUUCAAAGAUUUGUUAA